AUGUCACAAGAUUCUCAAACACCUUUAUCUGGUGCUCAAACACCUGUCGAUAAUACAUCUAUUGUCGACCAUAAAUAUGAAAAAACUGAUUCAAAUUUGGAUCAUUUACCUGCCUUACCGGAAAAAUCCUUUAAAGAUUACCUUUCCAUCUCCUUUUACUGUUUAUUAGUCGCUUUUGGGGGAUUUGUCUUUGGUUUCGAUACCGGUACCAUUUCAGGUUUCGUUAACAUGGGUGAUUUCUUAAGAAGAUUCGGUCAAGUUAAUGCUGCUGGUGAUUACUACUUAUCUAAUGUUAGAACUGGGUUAAUGGUUUCUAUUUUCAACAUUGGUUGUGCUGUUGGUGGUAUUUUCAUCUCCAAAGUUGCUGACUACGGUAGAAGAAUCGCUUUAAUGACCGCCAUGGUUAUUUAUAUCGUUGGUAUUAUUAUUCAAAUUGCUUCUCAAACUGCUUGGUACCAAUAUUUCAUCGGUAGAUUAAUCACCGGUUUAGCUGUUGGUACUGUUGCCGUUGUUUCCCCAAUGAUGAUUUCUGAAACUGCUCCAAAGAAAGUUAGAGGUACUUUAGUUGUUUGUUUCCAAUUAUUCAUUACUUUAGGUAUCUUCUUAGGUUACUGUACUACUUAUGGUACUAAAACUUAUACCGAUUCCAGACAAUGGAGAAUUCCUUUAGGUUUAUGUUUUGCUUGGGCCCUUUUCUUAAUUGCUGGUAUGGUUUUAAUGCCAGAAUCUCCGAGAUUCUUAGUUGAAGUUGAAAAAAUCGAAGAAGCUAAAAGAUCCAUCGCCAAAUCUAACAAAGUUUCUCCAGAAGAUCCAGCUGUUCUUGCUGAAAUCGAAUUAAUCCAAGCUGGUAUUAACAGAGAAAAACUUGCCGGUAAUGCUUCAUGGGGUGAAUUAUUCACUGGUAAACCAAAAAUUUUCCAAAGAUUAUUAUUGGGGGUUAUGUUACAAUCUUUACAACAAUUAACCGGUAAUAAUUAUUUCUUCUAUUACGGAACAACUAUUUUCCAAGCUGUCGGAUUAAAAGAUUCCUUCCAAACUUCCAUUAUUUUAGGUAUUGUUAACUUUGCCAGUACUUUUGCUGGUAUUUGGGCUAUUGAAAGAUUCGGUAGAAGAUCUACUUUAUUAGUUGGUUCAGUUGGUAUGUUUAUUUGUUUCAUUAUUUAUGCUGUUUUAGGUUCAGUCAAAUUAUAUGUUAAUGGUUAUGAUGGUCCAACUGAUAAACCAACUGGUAAUGCUAUGAUCUUUGUUACUUGUCUUUUCAUUUUCUUCUUUGCUUCAACUUGGGCUGGUGGUGUUUAUACUAUUGUUUCUGAAACUUAUCCUUUAAGAAUUAGAGCUAAAGGUAUGUCAAUUGCUACUGCUGCUAAUUGGUUAUGGGGGUUCUUGAUUUCUUUCUUCACCCCUUUCAUCACUGCUAAAAUCCAUUUCUACUAUGGUUUUGUUUUCAGUGGUUGUAUUUUAUUCUCCAUCUUCUACGUUUAUUUCUUUGUUAGUGAAACUAAAGGUUUAAGUUUAGAAGAAGUUGAUGAAUUAUAUGCUUCUAAUGUUGUUCCAUGGAAAUCUGCUGAAUGGGUUCCAUCUUCAAGAGAAGAACAAGCUAAAACUUCAGGUUUUGAAAGAUCAGAAUCUGCUUAA
Molecule: messenger RNA, 1635 nt
Organism: Yamadazyma jaroonii
Lineage: Eukaryota; Fungi; Ascomycota; Pichiomycetes; Serinales; Debaryomycetaceae
Source: the annotation of a GenBank genome assembly